AUGAGUCACAUACUUCCGAAUGAAACAAAAUUAUAUACAGCAAAUAAAGAAUUACCUUUUAUAUCAACAAUUCAUUUAAAAUUAAAUAAAUAUCUUUAUAAAAUCGAUGUUUUAUUUGGAAAUAUGUCAAUAAUUGAUGCAAAUAAAGAUGAAAUUAUUUGUUAUCUUAAUUUAGAUUAUUUACUAAGUGGACUUGUGAUUUCACCAAUAAAUUCAUCGAUUCUUUAUGUUCGACAUAUGAAUAUUGCUUAUGAAAAUAAUUCUUAUUCAAUUGACGAAGGAUUCUUCAAAGAAAUUAAUUUUGAAACACAACAUAUAGAAAAAAAAAUUCAAAUUAGAAAAAAUCCUACAAAGGAGUGGGCAGGGUAA
Molecule: messenger RNA, 369 nt
Organism: Adineta steineri
Lineage: Eukaryota; Metazoa; Rotifera; Eurotatoria; Adinetida; Adinetidae
Source: the annotation of a GenBank genome assembly